AUGUCCUCCCCACGCGCCGCAUCCCCGCCCGCAGGUGCCGCCAGCGGCGGUUCGGCCACGGGCGCGUCGGCGCGGCCCUCGUCGCCGCCUCCGCCCGGGGGCGCGCGCACGGCGAUCCGCCGCCGCGCCGCCGCCGACCAGAAGGAGAAGAUCGCCAACGUGCGGCCCAACAGCACGCGCUCCGCCGGCGCCGGCGGCUCCAGCAGCACCAUGCUGCGCCUGUAUACCGACGAGAGCCCCGGGCUGAAGGUGGAUCCCGUGGUGGUGUUGGUGUUGAGUCUGGUGUUUAUUUUUAGUGUGGUUGCAUUGCAUAUCAUUGCCAAGAUCACUCGCAAGUUCUCGAGCUAG
Chaetomium globosum CBS 148.51 is the source of this 348-nucleotide messenger RNA. RefSeq lists its product as uncharacterized. Gene Ontology annotation, biological process: intracellular protein transport. The record is from RefSeq and is a predicted model, not a curated record. Gene Ontology annotation, cellular component: Sec61 translocon complex. The transcript has 3 exons. Lineage: Eukaryota; Fungi; Ascomycota; Sordariomycetes; Sordariales; Chaetomiaceae. The coding region runs from base 1 to 348 and encodes 115 amino acids.